Staurois parvus is the source of this 348-nucleotide messenger RNA. Lineage: Eukaryota; Metazoa; Chordata; Amphibia; Anura; Ranidae. The record is from the annotation of a GenBank genome assembly.
GCCCUGCCUGGGGGCCCGGUGCCCGUCGCCCCGCCUGGGGGCCCGGUGCCUGCUGCUCCGCCCGGUGGCCGGUGCCUGCUGCUUCGCCUGGUAAUCCGAUGUGCCUCUGCCCGGAGUCCAGCCCGAUGUGCCUCUGCCCGGAGUCCAGCCCGAUGUGCCUCUGCCCGGAGUCCAGCCCGAUGUGCCUCUGCCCGGAGUCCAGCCCGAUGUGCCUCUGCCCGGAGUCCAGCCCGAUGUGCCUCUGCCCGGAGUCCAGCCCGCCCGGUGUGCCUCUGCCCGGUGUGCCGCUGCCCGGAGUCCUGCCCGGUGUGCCGCUGCCCGGAGUCCUGCCCGGUGUGCCAGUCUUUG